Messenger RNA from Gracilinanus agilis (Agile Gracile Mouse Opossum), 3207 nucleotides. Its product is annotated as E3 ubiquitin-protein ligase TRIM39. Gene Ontology annotation, molecular function: zinc ion binding; protein binding. NCBI's taxonomy places the organism in Eukaryota, Metazoa, Chordata, Mammalia, Didelphimorphia, Didelphidae. The record is from RefSeq and is a predicted model, not a curated record. The transcript has 9 exons. Bases 359 to 1825 code for a protein of 488 amino acids.
GCUGGAGGAGGAGGCAGUGGCCUCGGCGGCUCCGGUCCCCCGGACCUCCGGACCCGGACCUGGGGGAGGGCUGGGUGGUCCUUCCCUUUUCCCAUCCUAAUGCCCUGUUCAAUUUUGGCUUCUAAGCUACAGAGACUACAAUUCUCCCCAGGCCUUCCUGAAAAGAAGCAGGGUGGCAUCCAUCCUCAUCCCAAUUCAAGUCCUUGAAAGUGGGGGAUGAAUGACCCAUGAGGAGGUGUGUGAAAAAAAUUGGUGAGGAAUAGGCCUAGAAGAAAAAUGGAGAAGAGCAACUCUAGGAGAGAAGAAUGAUUGGGACAAGUUGGAGGAUGGGGAAAAAUAGUAGAUAAACAGGUGAAUAAUGGCAGAUACAGGCCUGAUUGAGGCAGGGGCCUCAGCGGCCUCAGCAGCCACAGCCUUGGAGAACUUACAGGUAGAGGCAAGCUGUUCAGUGUGCCUGGAGUACCUGAAGGAGCCUGUCAUCAUUGAAUGUGGGCACAAUUUCUGCCGAGCCUGCAUUACCCGUUGGUGGGAAGAACUGGAAAGAGACUUCCCCUGCCCUGUUUGCCGAAAGACAUCACGCUAUCGCAGCCUCCGGCCCAACAGGCAACUAGGCAACAUGGUGGAAAUCGCCAAACAACUACAAGCUGUCAAGCGGAAGACCCGAGAUGAGAGCCUCUGCCCCCAGCACCAUGAAGCCCUUAACCUCUUUUGCUGUGAGGACCAGGAACCUGUAUGCUUGGUGUGCGAGAUCUCCCAUGCCCACCGGGCUCACACCAUCGUGCCACUGGAUGAUGCUGCACAGGAGUACAAGGAGAAGCUGCAAAAGUGUCUGGAGCCUCUGGAGCAGAAACUGCAGGAGAUCACCCAGUGCAAGUCAUCUGAAGAGAAGAAACCUGGGGAGCUCAAGCGUCGAGUAGAGAGUAGGCGACAGCAAAUUGCUGGGGAGUUUGAGGAAUUACAUCGACGGCUAGAGGAAGAACAGCAGCUUCUGCUCUCCAGACUAGAGGAGGAGGAACAAGAUAUCCUGCAGAGACUUCGGGAAAAUGCUGCCCAACUUGGGGAGCAACGUCGGGACCUUGCCCGCCUUGCUGCUGAGAUCGAGGGCAAGUGCCUGCAGUCAGGGUUCGAGAUGCUCAAGGAUGUCAAAAGCACACUGGAAAAAUGUGAGAAGGUGAAGACCAUGGAGGUGACCUCGGUCUCCAUUGAGCUGGAAAAGAACUUCAGCAGCUUCCCCCGACAGUACUUUGCCCUAAGGAAGAUCCUUAAACAGCUGAUGGCGGAUGUGACCCUGGACCCAGAGACAGCUCACCCUAACUUAGUCCUAUCAGAGGACCGAAAAAGUGUCAAGUUUGUGGAAACUCGUCUCCGGGACUUGCCUGAUACACCUCGGCGCUUUACCUUCUACCCCUGUGUCCUGGCCACAGAGGGCUUCACCUCAGGUCGCCACUAUUGGGAGGUGGAGGUGGGUGAUAAGACCCACUGGGCAGUAGGUGUGUGCCAGGACUCCGUGAGCCGAAAAGGCGAGCUAACUCCACUGCCUGAGACAGGCUACUGGAGGGUGCGACUGUGGAAUGGGGACAAAUAUGCAGCCACGACCUCACCUUUCACCCCUCUUCGCAUAAAAGUGAAACCCAAGCGGGUGGGUGUAUUCUUGGACUAUGAGGCCGGCACACUGUCUUUCUACAAUGUCACUGACCGCUCCCACAUCUAUACUUUUACUGAUACCUUCACUGAAAAACUUUGGCCACUCUUCUACCCGGGCAUCAGGGCUGGGCGGAAGAAUGCAGCACCUCUUACCAUCCGGCCACCCACAGAUUGGGAAUGAUGAUGGGAAGGGACAGGGUGGGAUGUUGAAGUUAUGAAGGUGACCAGGGAGACAGGUAUUUGGGAACUGUGUCUCUUAAUUGCCUGUGUCCUGCUGCUAGAGGUUUCCUUACUAUCAGGCUCAUGUCCUGUAUCCUCCUAGAAAAGAUGAGGUAGUGGGAGGGAAGAUUAUCCUAGGAAAGAGAGACUGGGCCUGGAAGAGAAAGUCUCAGAUCACACCUGGAAACUGGUCUCUUCCCAUUAUGUGAAGAAGGGGAAAGUGGUUUACUGAAGGUGAGGAUGUCUUGGUUGCCUGCACUGUGGUCCACCAGUUUCCUCAUUGUAAAAGGACUUUAGGGCUCCCUUCCUUUGAAAAAGGAAGUAGGAACCCUGAAGCCUCUGCUCACCCAUUUUGGGUGGUUCUAUAUGCCCAGGACAGUUUUGUUCCUUUGAGGGAAUCAGGAUAAUCUGUAUCCCUAGAAUGAAAUAAAAGUGAAUUGUCAGUCACAUGGGAAGAAGACUGUUGGUCUGGGGCAAGGGCUAAGAGAAGAUGGAGAAAGGAAAGUUAGGAAAGGGACUUGAAGAGGAGCCAGAGCUUCCAGCCAUAGGGAAAAAAUAGAACAUUAUUCCUCCAGCUUUCAUGGGGCCAUUCUACUUCACACACUCCACUGAUGAGGGUGGUGAAAGGGUAGAGGGAGAAAAAUGUGAGCCCAGAAAGAGAUGCCACUCAAAAUGAAUUUGUAAUAAGAGAUGGAGGAAGGAAUUAUUUCUCCUUGUCCUGGUCUUACAAGAGGCUUGGAUAGCUUUUAGCUAGAGUACAAAGGUAGUGGAGAAAGUAGCAUGAUAAAGAGGGGGAAAUGCUGGGAUUUGUAUUGGGGAGACAUAGGUUUAAAUCCUAGUUCUACCAUUUAGUUGUUGGGCCAGCCCCUUUCUCUUUUCAAACAUCAGUUACCUCCAUCUGUCAAAUGAUGGGAAUGAACUAGAAACAUAACCUCUGAGGUCCCGUCUUUUUUUAAUACUGGCUGUGCCAUUAAUGGAACUAGGAAAUGUUGCUCCUCACCAUCCACUCACUAAACUUAUAGCUAGGGUGGGCAGGGCUCAUAAUUGGGUUUCCUACAACCUGUUUUGAAAUCCUGGCCCCCAGUUUCUACCCAAAUCUAUUACCUACCAGGCUCAAAACUAGGUUUAGCCAAAGUAACCUGAAGGCAAAUAUGUUGCCAAAAGCAUUACAUAUUCCAAAAUCAAAUUGUCUAUGGCUGCAGAUAAUAAAGAUUUCACAUAUAAGUAAGCAUCAAUAUCACAAGCUUAAGAUUGGCCCUGGCUCUUUCUUUACCCACCCUGCCACCCUCCCCCACAACAACAAAAAAAACACAAAAGAAUUGGGCUUUUCCAUAAAGUCCUUUG